GCACCAGACUCCUGCUCCAGGCUCCUGCUCCAGCUCUCACUGAAGGCAGCCUCCAUCCCCUUCCCCUGUCCCUUCUCCUCCUCAACUCCCCCCCCACAUCCAUCCAGGGCGCACCCCAACCCAUCACCUCAACCUCCUGCCCGUAGCAUGGGCCAGGCAUGUUGGCCAGCAAAGGGCUCCGACCGGAGGAGUAUGUGCUGCGUUUGGCAGAGGACGUGUCGCGGCCCGUCUACAAGGAGAGGCGACGCAAGGCUCGCUUCGUAGCCAAGAACGGCACCUGCAAUGUGGCGCACACCAACAUCCGCGAGCAGGGGCGCUUCCUGCAGGACGUCUUCACCACCCUGGUGGACUUCAAGUGGCCCUAUACCUUGGUGGUGUUCACCAUGAGCUUCCUGUGCAGUUGGCUCCUCUUCGCCAUGAUCUGGUGGCUCAUCGCCUUCGCCCACGGCGACCUGCACAGCAAGCCGAGCGACCAGUCCGCCCCCGUGCCCUGCAUCACCAGCAUCCACUCCUUCGCCUCCGCCUUCCUCUUCUCCAUCGAGGUCCAGGUGACCAUAGGCUUCGGGGGCCGCAUGAUCACCGAGGAGUGUCCCAGCGCCAUCACCGUGCUCAUCGUCCAGAACAUCGUGGGGCUGGUCAUCAAUGCCAUCAUGCUGGGCUGCAUCUUCAUGAAGACCUCGCAAGCCCACCGGCGAGCCGAGACCCUCAUCUUCAGCAAGUACGCCGUCAUCGCUCCCAGGGACAACCAUCUGUGCUUCAUGUUCAGGGUGGGUGACCUCAGGAAGAGCAUGAUUAUCAGCGCCAGCAUCCGCAUGCAGGUGGUCUGCAAGACCGAGACCACCGAGGGUGAGGUCCAGCCCCUCCACCAGAUUGACAUCCGCAUGGACAACUCGGUGGACACCAAUGGCAUCUUCCUGGUGUCGCCGCUGGUCAUCUCGCACAUCAUCGACAAGGACAGUCCCCUGUACGAAGUGACGCCCAGCGAUCUCCAGCGCCAGGAGCUAGAAGUCAUCGUGGUCCUGGAGGGGGUGGUGGAGACCACAGGCAUCACCACCCAAGCCAGGACCUCCUACCUGUCCGACGAGAUUCUCUGGGGCCAUCGUUUCGUGCCAGUGGUGACGGAGGAAGAGGGCAGGUACUCGGUGGAUUACUCCAAGUUUGGAAACACGGUCAAGGUGCCCACCCCGAACUUUAGCGCACAGAGCCUGGAAUCUGAGGGUCUCACACUCAGGGCACCCGUCUUUGAGUUGCUGUCAAACCGGGGCUCGAUGAGAAGGCGACCCGUCUCUCCCAAGGCGACCUUCGAAUGACAAAUGGCUUCCAGGACACGUGAAAACCACACGGAAGUCUUACACCUACCCAAGGAGGAGGUACACCCAGCGCAUGAGUUUGUGCCCAAAUGGUUCACAAACUCACCGUUGCUUUCUCUUGUGUAAUUCAAAAACAUCUGCUGCAUGUCAGAUCGCUAUUCGGAAAAAGCUCGCGUAAUUUAACUGUUUGUAUCAGCAAAUAAAACUGCAGGCCAUUUAUUAACAA
Callorhinchus milii (elephant shark) is the source of this 1536-nucleotide messenger RNA. RefSeq names its product potassium inwardly rectifying channel subfamily J member 11 (gene kcnj11). The record is from RefSeq and is a predicted model, not a curated record. The coding region runs from base 159 to 1310 and encodes 383 amino acids. Gene Ontology annotation, molecular function: ATP-activated inward rectifier potassium channel activity. The transcript has a single exon. NCBI's taxonomy places the organism in Eukaryota, Metazoa, Chordata, Chondrichthyes, Chimaeriformes, Callorhinchidae. Gene Ontology annotation, biological process: regulation of monoatomic ion transmembrane transport; potassium ion import across plasma membrane. Gene Ontology annotation, cellular component: plasma membrane.